Messenger RNA from Sordaria macrospora k-hell, 1053 nucleotides. RefSeq lists its product as uncharacterized. Lineage: Eukaryota; Fungi; Ascomycota; Sordariomycetes; Sordariales; Sordariaceae. Gene Ontology annotation, biological process: ubiquinone biosynthetic process. Gene Ontology annotation, cellular component: mitochondrial inner membrane. Gene Ontology annotation, molecular function: 4-hydroxybenzoate polyprenyltransferase activity. The record is from RefSeq and is a predicted model, not a curated record.
AUGUCCGAAGUCAAAGGGUACCGCAGGCCAGAGCAUGGCGUCUUCCGCUUCUUACCGGACGCCUGGGUCCCGUACGCCGAGCUCAUGCGUCUCGACCGGCAGGCAGGCUUCUGGGCCUUCUACUGGCACUACCUGAUAGGGCUCGGGUUCGCCAUCAACAUCCCCCCGUUCUCCAGCGACAUGGACUUGACCACCCUUGCCUUCCUCGCGGGAUACCUCUGGGUCUGGACCACGCUCUUCCGCGGCAUCACCUGUACGUGGAACGACAACCUGGAUCAGGAUUUUGACCGCCAGGUGGCUCGCUGCCGCGUGAGACCCAUCCCGCGGGGUGCCGUCUCAACCGCGCAGGCACACAUCUUCACUGCGGCGCAGAUUGCGGUUGGGGCCGCCAUCUUGUACCCGCUGGGCGGUUCCGUGUCGACCCACGCCGUCUUAGGCGCCGUGCUUCUGUUCAUCUACCCUCUGCUGAAGCGCUGCACGAACUACCCCCAGGUCGAGCUGGGCUUUGGGCUCUCGUACGCCAUCUUCUUGGUGGCGGCCAUGGUCGGCAAGGACCCGUUGGCACCUCUGUUCGACCCGUCGUCGUCGUCGUCGUCGUCGUCGGAUCUGUCUGCUCGGCUGAUCACCGUCGCCGAAUCGCCACUGGCCCGGUCGGCUGGGUAUCUCUACUUCUCCGGCAUUCUGUGGACGGUCAUCUUCGACACCAUCUAUGCUCACCAGGACUAUCUCGACGAUUUGAAGGCCGGCGUCAAGGGUCUCGCCGUGCGACUCGGCCGCAAGGGAACGAAACCCGCUUGCUACGUCGCGGGCGCGGUGCAAAUCUUCUGUCUGGUGAAAGCGGGCCAGUUGGCGGGGUUCGGCGAGGCGUACUACGCCAUCUCGUGUGGCGUUACUGCUCUCGUGCUGGCGUGGAUGAUCGCGGUGGUCGACUUGGAAAAUGGCGACAGUUGCGCUUGGGCGUUCGGUAGUGGAAGCGGCUAUGUCGGUACUGCGAUGACGGUUGGGCUUAUGGCUAACUUUGUGCUGGAGAACCAUAGAGUCUAUUCGGCCUAG